Messenger RNA from Opisthorchis viverrini, 237 nucleotides. RefSeq lists its product as hypothetical. The transcript has 2 exons. Lineage: Eukaryota; Metazoa; Platyhelminthes; Trematoda; Opisthorchiida; Opisthorchiidae. The coding region runs from base 1 to 237 and encodes 78 amino acids. The record is from RefSeq and is a predicted model, not a curated record.
AUGUAUCGCCAGUUGGUGUUCGUCGUCGAUCCAUUCGGUGUAUGCAAGUGGUUAAAAAAAGUCACUUCUAGUGCUGUUGCAGGAUUAACACUCCGGUCGGUGCUACUCGCCUUUCAGGAUGUGGAUCGCGUGAUCCCCACUGCGCCUGGUUGGAGACACUACAAGAUAUGGCUGCCAACCGAUAUCGGUGGCGUUUCUCCUGUUAAUUUCUACCCAGAUUACUUGAGUGAGUGCUGA